Molecule: messenger RNA, 1596 nt
Organism: Neocloeon triangulifer
Lineage: Eukaryota; Metazoa; Arthropoda; Insecta; Ephemeroptera; Baetidae
Gene: AP-1mu
Product: AP-1 complex subunit mu-1
Exons: 10
Coding region: 206-1474 (422 amino acids)
Biological process (GO): vesicle-mediated transport; intracellular protein transport
Cellular component (GO): clathrin adaptor complex; clathrin-coated vesicle
Molecular function (GO): clathrin-cargo adaptor activity
Source: RefSeq, a predicted model, not a curated record
AUUUGGUGUUUACCUGGAAAACGUCGACUGACUUAAAUGCAGGUGCAAAAAUUUAUCUUUCUGCACGAAAUUUAGACGUUUUAAAGGGAAAUUCUGGACCGGUCGUGAUUUUGAAGCAUUUCUGGAGUCUCCUUAAAUUUUUUUACGGACAGGUUGGAGAAACAUAUUCAUACCAAUCAAGGCUGCUAACAACCCCUCUUCCAUUAUGUCGUCGUCGGCAAUCUAUUUGUUGGACAUAAAAGGAAAGGUGUUGAUUUCGCGCACUUAUCGCGGCGACAUCGACCUCGGCGUGAUCGAGAAGUUUAUGCCCCUGCUGAUGGAGAAGGAGGAGGAAGGCACCCUGACGCCCAUCCUGCAGACCAACGAGUGCACCUUCGCCUACAUCAAGUACAACAACCUGUACGUCGUAUCAACUUCGAAGAAAAACGCCAACAUUGCUCUUGUCUUUGUCUUUCUCCACAAAAUCGUCCAAGUGAUGACUGAGUAUUUUAAGGAACUUGAGGAGGAGAGCAUACGAGACAACUUUGUCGUAAUCUACGAACUGCUGGACGAACUCCUCGACUUUGGUUAUCCGCAGACCACAGACAGCAAAAUUUUGCAAGAGUACAUCACUCAAGAGGGUCACAAAUUAGAAAUUCAACCCCGACCGCCCGUAGCAGUGACGAACGCCGUUUCGUGGCGUUCGGAAGGCAUCAAGUAUAGAAAGAACGAGGUCUUUCUUGACGUCAUCGAAUCCGUCAACCUUCUCGCCAAUGCAAAUGGCAACGUUUUGCGAAGCGAAAUUGUCGGAGCAAUCAAGAUGAGGGUGUACUUAUCAGGAAUGCCGGAGCUGCGUCUUGGGCUCAACGACAAAGUGCUCUUUGAAAGCACCGGCCGUGGUAAAUCAAAGUCCGUCGAGUUGGAGGAUGUAAAGUUCCACCAGUGCGUCAGGCUCUCUAGGUUCGAGAAUGACCGCACCAUUUCCUUCAUCCCUCCGGAUGGUGAAUUCGAGCUCAUGUCCUACAGAUUAAACACACAUGUGAAACCUUUGAUUUGGAUCGAGUCAGUGAUUGAAAGACACGCUCACAGUCGCGUCGAGUACAUGAUCAAAGCCAAAUCUCAGUUCAAGCGGCGUUCCACUGCCAACAAUGUGGAGAUCAUCAUUCCAGUGCCAGCCGAUGCCGACACACCCAAAUUCAAAACCACCAUCGGCAGUGUCAAAUACGCCCCGGAGCAAAACGCUAUUAACUGGACCAUCAAAUCAUUCCCCGGCGGCAAGGAGUACUUGAUGCGGGCUCACUUUGGCUUGCCCAGCGUAGAAAGUGAGGACUCGGAGGGCAAACCGCCCAUCCAGGUCAAAUUCGAAAUACCCUAUUUCACUACCUCUGGAAUACAGGUUCGCUAUUUGAAAAUCAUAGAGAAGAGCGGAUACCAAGCAUUGCCAUGGGUCAGGUAUAUCACCCAGAACGGAGACUACCAGCUGAGAACUAAUUGAUUUCUGUAAAUUUUGAUCCAGAGACUCUAUAUCUAUUUGUAUUUUGGCCAAUGCUGAUUAUGAUUGAAGUAAUAAUUAAUCUCUUCUGUUGAAUUUUAAUAUCAAAACUAAUCGUUUUAUUU